Molecule: messenger RNA, 825 nt
Organism: Brassica napus (rape)
Lineage: Eukaryota; Viridiplantae; Streptophyta; Magnoliopsida; Brassicales; Brassicaceae
Product: factor of DNA methylation 5-like
Exons: 3
Coding region: 1-825 (274 amino acids)
Biological process (GO): gene silencing by siRNA-directed DNA methylation
Source: RefSeq, a predicted model, not a curated record
AUGAACCCUAACCACAAGAUCGAAAGCGAUAAACUUGCAGAUGGACUGGCUAAGAAAAUUGUGGAAGAGAUAGAAAAGCGGGCGAACGAAAUGACGAAGCAAAAGAAUGAAGAGCUGAAGAAAGUAAGGAAAGAGAAGAAUGAAGAGCUGAAGAAAGUAAGAAAAGAGCUUAAGCAAAUAAUCACGGAUAAAGAUAAAAUGUUGAAGAAAGUGAUAAAGGAGAAGAAGGAAGAGCUUGAGAAAGUAAUAAAUGACAAUGAUAAAAUGCUGGAGGAGGAGCGUUGUGAGUUAGAACAGUUAGGGGACAUCAACUCGGCACUCAUCAUAAAAGAACGUCAAAGCACUUAUGAGUUACAAGAAGCGCACACAGAAUUGAUUAGGGGAUUCAGAGAUUUAUCGGGUGAAGGAUCCGUGAUCGGAGUAAAGAGGAUGGGAGAAGUUGAUGGAAAACCUUUUCUGAAAGUAUGCGAACAGAGAUUCAAUGGCGAAAACGUCGGGCUGCAACAUGCCAUGCUUUGUUCAGAAUGGCAGAAAAACAUCAAUGACUCAGCGUGGUACCCAUUUAAAUUAGUAGUAACUGGAGAAAAAAUGAAGGAAGUUGUGGAUGAUGAAGACGACAAACUUAAGAAAUUGAGUGAAGAGUUGGGAGAAGAUGUGAUGAACGCAGUGAAGACAGCACUCGAGGAGCUUAACGAUUUCAACCCAAGUGGUCGGUAUUCUGUUCCAGCACUGUGGAAUUUUGUACACGGGAGAAAAGCCACACUCAGUGAAGGUAUUGCUCACAUGACGCAGCAGAUCAAAAAUUUCAAACGCCAGCGGACCUAA